Messenger RNA from Coregonus sp. 'balchen', 8538 nucleotides. The record is from the annotation of a GenBank genome assembly. Lineage: Eukaryota; Metazoa; Chordata; Actinopteri; Salmoniformes; Salmonidae.
AUGCUGCUCCUGACAGUAAUGUCCAUGUCGGUUCUGGUUUGGAACUUCCAAGCGGAGGCAACCUACCAUCACCUCCAGACAGUCCACCACGAACACUCCGCUAACAUGGAAAACCUCCUGCCCGAAAGCCUCCUGCCCGAAGUCGUGCCCGAAGUCUUGCCUGAGGUCUUGCUUGAGGUCUCCCACCCUGUCAACCUCAGCCGCACUUUCUAUGGGAUCAUGUUCGAUGCUGGGAGCACAGGCACCCGGAUCCACAUCUACAAAUUUAUUCAGAAAGACCCAGGUGAGUGUUUUCUCUCUCUUUUUCUGUGUAUCUCAUUCAGUCUCUCUCAGCCUUAGCCUCAGUCCCAGGAGCCAAUAGGGCUUUACGUUCAACUGUCUCCCAGAGAGUCUAUGUUUGCUGUUGGGUCAUUCGCUCUGUGGUGUAAAGACAAACACGUGCCGUCAGCGUGGGGAGAGAGCAAUCAUGGGCAAGACAGAACCAAGAGGCAGCUGAGUUGUAGUUUUAAUAAUCUGUUAGUGUGACCGAAAUCCCAAAAAAUCCCAAAUUUCAAAGCACACAUUAAUGCAACAGACAUCUGUUAUUUCACACAUUUCAAAUAUCAUAUUUAUAUCUUGUUUGACAAAUGAAUGCAUUCUCCCCAUCUACUUUUUCUCUUUUUAGUUGAGCUGCCAGUUCUGGACAAUGAGAUAUACCAUGCAAUGAAGCCUGGUCUGUCUGCCUAUAAAGAGAAGCCUGAAGAGGUAUGUAUCAGGUCUAUCAUUUUCUCAUUCAGGCAUUUAAAAAAAAUUUUGGGGGUAAUUUAGCAGACGCUCUUAUCCAGAGCGACUUACAGUUAGUGAGUGCAUACAUAUUUUUUUCUCAAACUGAUGUAGACUGAUGUAGGCAUUGUGAUGUAGACCGUAUAAUUACAUGAACUGAUUCUGCUGAUGCUAUCACUAAGUCUGAUCUUUACUGUCUUGGGAUCUAGAUUUUACAAACCAGAUGAUGUGAAGUCAUAUGUGGACAAACAUAUCAACCCUUUAAUCAACUGAAUACGUUAAUGCCGUUAUAUACUUCAUUCACUGUUGAAAUAUCUAUCAGCCCUUUUAGUCACGGCUGUGCUUUGAGAGUGUUCCAGUGGAGACCAUGCUCAUCUGUUAAUGCCUGUUAUCCCAUUCAGGGUGGGAACACGAUCAGAGCGCUGCUGAAGGUGGCCAAGAAGACGGUUCCAGAGGACGAGUGGAAGCAGACCCCGGUGGUCCUGAAAGCCACUGCCGGGCUCCGCCUCCUGCCCGUGGAGAAGGCUAAUGCUCUGCUGGAUGAGGUGAGGCACGUUUUCUUUCCCCUCAGGCAGUUAGGCACAUGGAUGACCCGUACUGCCAAGGAUCCGGACGUGAAACUGCUAAGUGCUUACAAAUGUUCUUGAAAGAACUGGGGGGAAAAGUCUACCCACUUCUAGUUGGCGAUCACUGUGCAACAAACUGCUGUUUUGGGGUUGUCUGGAGCAUUGGAAUAUGUCAUUUGAUUUAUUAAAUUCAUGCGGCUACUCUAGCCAUGUUUGUGGUUUUGCAUUCUGUCAUCCUCAGACAAAUGUGCCUCAGAACAAUUCCUUAGUCUAGAGAUAAGAGAUAUAAUAAGGAUCUAUUGUAUUUUCUUACUGUCUUUAUUCAGGAUGAUCUUUAUUAAUAUGCACUGUCAUCAUAAAUGGUCUCCGUAGGUUCGGGAAGUCUUUGACGAGUCCCCCUUCUUUGUACCAAACAACAGUGUCUCCAUAAUGAAUGGAAUAAAUGAAGGUAUGCCACUAUAUUGGUGUCACAAACAUCUGUCUUUCAUUUUCUUUUACGCUACUGUGGUAUUGUGGGUAUGUUGGUAAAGAGGAAAACUGUAGACAUUGCUUAGAUUAGCUAAAUGCUGCAGUAUUGUCAAACCAGGUGGUUAGUAUCUACCAACACUGUCCUCAUAACAUGUUUUUAUAAGAGCUCUAUCGCUACCUCAUAGAGCAAUUAAAUAACCUUGUCUGGGUUGCCCUUCCCACACCCAAUAUUAAGUGAUCCUCCACAUCACUCAUUAAGACACCCGCACUAACUCCUGUUUCAUCAGAUGUGCAAUUCAUUAGCCUCACUUUAUUUUUUUAUGUUUUUUUAUUUAACCUUUAUUUAACUAGGCAAGUCAGUUAAGAACAAGUUCUUAUUUACAAUGACGGCCUACACCGGACAAACCCGGACGACGCUGGGCCAAUUGUGCGCCGCCCUAUGGGACUCCCAAUCACAGCCGGUUGUGACAAAGCCUGGAAUUGAACCAGGGGGUCUGUAGUGACACCUCAAGCACUGAGAUGCAGUGCCUUAGACCGCUGCGCCACUCGGGAGCCAUAACAUGAGAUCUGAGACAGUAGUAAUUACCUGUGUUGGUCUAUCCAUGUCAGACAAAUAUUACUAAUGUAACAGCUGCUAAAAGAUUGAAAACUAGUAUAACCUCCAAUCUCUGAAUUGACAGUCUCUGAACUGCAUGUGUUCAAAUGGCAAUAUGUAUCGGUAACGUCCAACAACAAGAUUACAAAGGCAACAAUAGCAAAUGAUUUUGUUCAAGUGAAUGUUUUACUCACACACUCUCCAUGUACUCUCUCUCUCUCUCGUAGGAGUCCUGGCCUGGGUAACAGUGAACUUUCUGACAGGUAAGGCAUUGCUCAUGUUUUGCUAAGGUGGUGUUAAUGGUCAGGGGAGUCAUUUCUGAGGUUUAAACACUGUACACAGUUGCAGAGCAGUGAAAGACUCCUGUCUCCUGUCUGACUGUCUUGUAUUGAGUCAUGUUGGCCACCAUCUGGUCACGGUGGGAUGCAAUAUUCCCUCACUUGUUACACAGAGUUAGCAUAAUAAGAUAAUAUUUAUUUUACAACCCAUCCUAUGGUCAAAACGAUAGCCUUCUUCUUCCUCUUGGUGGCCACAGACCUAUAUCUAUUAGAAUUCCAGUCUUUGUCUCAAGCGGGUGGUUGGAAAAUGAAUGAAUUCUAAAUGAAGUAUGUGGUCAAUGUACAGUACCUGUAUGUUCUACUUUCUGUUUAUAAUGUCAAUGAUGGAUAGCAUCCUGUAUAUAGUUUUCUAUUUCCAGUUCUGUGUGUUUGACUUUCCAUCUGUUUGCUUUAGGUCACUUGUAUGCCAAGACCAGGAAGACAGUGGGGAUCCUGGAUUUGGGUGGAGGAUCUACCCAGAUCACUUUCCUUCCAAAAUCAAAGGUAAAUGUUAAACUGAACUCCACUGGCGUUUUGUGAAGAUUUAGAUAACUAUUGCUAUUUUAUUACACAUUACUCAACCCUUCUCUUUGUUCCCAUAGAAAACAGUUUUCACCGCCCCAGCCAGUUACAUUGCCAACAUCAACAUGUUCAACCACACUCUACAACUCUACACUCACAGGUGAGUAAACAACCAUUGGUGCAGCAGUUACUGUACAGAUCUUAUUUUUUAUGUAUUUUUUUUAGGGGGUAGAUCAGCUUUAAUAUUGCAGAUAGAUUGUAACCUCCAUCAAUGUAAUUGUCUGCAUCACUUCCAAUCCCCCAUAUGUUUUUCCCCCCACAAAUAUAUAUAUAUAUAUAUAUAUAUAUAUAUAUAUAUAUACAUACAUACACAUGCAUACAUACAUACAUAUACACAUACAUACAUAUACAUACAUAUAUAUAUAUAUAUAUAUACAUAUCCUUUUUUAAAUUUAUUUUCCUUUAUUACUUUCCAACCCCACCACCCCUACUUGGAGUAAACUAGUGAACAACAACACGUACGCCUCUACUUCCAGUUUAUACAUACUAUAUACAUUUUUACUCCUGAACUUCCUCUAACCUCAACCUCUCCGAUCAUUUUCAAGAUGUCCAUCCGGUUUGCCUCUACAUGCCAUAUUCCCCAAACUGUGCUCUUUCACAAAAGUUCUCAACCUAUAUACCUAUUAUGGACACAGUAUGUUUUACAUUAGUUAUUUUGUUGUUAUUAGUUGUUAUUAGUCCCAACCUUCAGCUCCAUUCAACCCCUGUACACAUCUUAAUUUUGCAGGAAAAUAAUCCUGCUGCAACAGGAAAUGUGAAUUAUUAUGUGGAUUAUAAUUAAUGGGAAUGUUUAUAGGGGUUGAUAAAUUUUUCGUAAGGGAAAAUGAAGUCUGAAAUGUCAAAGUGGAAAUUACAAACUUCAGAAUUCUUUUUAAACCUCAAACACACUAUACGUUGUACAUUUCCAACUUGUACAUUUUCCUUUUGCCCUCAGAACAGCCUCAGUUCGUUGGAUAAUGGACUUUACAAGGUGUCAAAAGCAUUCCACAGGGAUGCUGGCCCAUGUUUACUCCAAUGCUUCCUACUGUUGUGUCAAGUCGGCUGGAUGUCAUUUGGGUGGUAGACCAUUCUUGAUACACACGGGAAACUGCUGAGCAUGAAAAACCCAGCAGCGUUGCAGUUCUUGACACAAACCGGUGCGCCUGGCACCUACUACCAUACCCCGUUCGAAGGCACUUCAAUCUUUUGUCUUCCCCAUUCACCCCCUGAAUGGCACACAUACACAAUCCAUGUCUCAAAUGUCUCAAAGCUGAAUAAUCCUUCUUUAAUCUGUCUCCUCCCCGUCAUCUACACUGAUUGAAGUGGAUUUAAGUGACAUCAAUAAGGGAUCAUAGCAUUCACCUGGAUUCACCUGUGUCAUGGAAAGAGCACGUGUUCUUAAUGUUUUGUAUACUCUAUGUAUAUAAUGGCAUGCAAAGAAAACAGGAUACUCACAUUACUUUGGCAGUCUCAUUAAUGUAUUCUGAAUAUCUGUCCUCAUUCAGCUACCUUGGAAAUGGACUCGUAGCGGCUCGAUUGGCAACUCUUGGGGCUUUGGGGGCUGAUGGUAAUUUGAAUUGUCAUACAGUAUUUACUUAGCUAUGCAAGCUAGGCAACUGCAGUCAUUCAUCUGUUCAUGCUGGAUAAAUAGAUGUGUAUAAUGCUGCAAGACACUUUAGAUUUCUAUAAAUCAGACACACUAUUUAACUGUCAUCCUCGUUGGGGACAAUGCAAUAACCAAUCUUGUUUACUCUUUCAGGUCUGGAUUGGAAAGUUUUCACAAGCUCCUGUCUACCCAAGAAAUUCAGAGAGGACUGGACUUUUGGGGGAAUCACCUACAAAGUUAGCGGAAUUCCUGACGGUAAGUGCAAGAUAAAACAUACAAUAAUGGUCCUCUGUAGCUCAGCUGGUAGAGCACGGCGCUUGUAACGCCAAGGUAGUGGGUUCGAUCCCUGGGACCACCAAUACACAAAAAUGUAUGCACGCAUGACUGUAAGUCGCUUUGGAUAAAAGCGUCUGCUAAAUGGCAUAUUAAUAAUAUUUAAUUUUUUUGAAUCCUCGAAACUAUAAAUAAACUAUUCAGUCUCAGAUAGCUCAAUGAUAGAGUUUAGUUCAGUCUGAGUUGAGAACAUUUCCCCACUGGAACCAACUGCACUGUGGUGCAAAAUGCAUGUUUUGUCAUUCUUUCUCUCUGCACUCAGACUUUCAACAGUUAUAAUACAGCAAACCUUGUAUUUAAAUGAGUGGAAAAUUGUCAGUUAACUCCGCAAAUAAUGCAACACUCCCAUACCACGGUCAUGUAGCCAAAAUAUGCUGGGUUAGUCCCCGAGCUGUCAUUUUUCUGUGUAACUAAAAGCUUAAUGUUGACCGCUCACAAUUAUGUGGUAAAAAUAGUUCACCCUACAGGCGUGUGCUACUCUUGUCAGCACUUGGUUUCCCCGGUUGUAACCAACCAACCAAUCCCAGGGUGCUGUGAAAGUGUCCUUUUGGGGCUGUUCUAGUGUAGAGCUCUGGAGCCCAUAGCCUCAACCCCAUUUUGAUCUCAUAAAGAGGCUCCAAGUUCUCCCAGGUCAUUCCACCACAAGCAUGCAGCAAACUCAGUUAUUUUACUCUCCUUUGAAAAUAAACCUUUUUAUUGUUGGUGCUGAUUUAAAAAUUAUUCUGACUUGUUAACAAUUUACUUGAGUGUUAUGUUGUCAUGAAGCUGACAUAACUCUAUAAUCUUAUGAUACCUGCCUUGAAGAUUCAGUACAGUUUGUGAUAGAUAUUAAUGAUUCUAUUGAUGUUAUUUAUGUGUCUCUUCAGGCUAUGCAGGUUACAAGCUGUGUUACUAUGAGGUGAUGAGGGUGGUGAAAGGCAUCGUGCACCAGCCGUUCGAGGUGAAGGGCAGCAGCAUCUUCUAUGCUUUCUCCUACUACUUCGACAGAGCUGUGGAGUCAGGCCUCAUUGGUGAGUAGACACACAGACCAGGACAGAUACAAAAUCAUAUUUUAGCAGUGGUGGAAAAUGCACCCAAUUUUCAUACUUGAGUAAAAGUGAAGAUACCGUAAUAGGAAAUGACUGAAGUAAAAGUGAAAGUCACCCAGUAAAAUACUACUUGAGUAAAAGUAUAAAAGUAUUUGGUUUUAAAUAUACUUAAGUAUCAAAAGUAAAUGUAAUUGCAAAAUUAAUUAGUAUAAAUAAUUUCAAAUUCCUUUAAUUAAGCAACCCAGAUGGCACAAUUGUUCGUGUUUUUUUAAAUUACGGAUAGCCAGGGGCACACUCCAACACUCAGACAUAAUUCAGAAACAAAGCAUUUGUGUUUAGUGAGUCCGCCAGAUCAGAUGCAGUAGAGAUGACCAGGGAUGGUCUUUUGAUAAGCGCGUGAAUUGGACAAUUUCUGUCCUGCUAAGCAUUCAAAAUGUAACGAGUACUUUUGGGUGUCAGGGAAAAUGUAUGGAGUAAAAACUACAUAAUUUCCUUUAGGAAUGUAGUGAAGUAAAAGUAAAAGUUGUCAAAAAUAUAAAUAGUAAAGUAAAGUACAGAUACCCCAAAAAACUACUUAAAUAGUACUUUAAAGUAUUUUUACUUAAGUACUUUACACCACUGCCUUUUAGUAUGCAUCCACUAAAACCUCACAAUAAUAUGAAAGGAUUAAAGUAAAACAAAAAAUUGUUUAGUUAUGUUCUCCUCAAAUACAUUUAACUGCAGUGUUUAUGAUUUGCUUGGAAAACUGAAAUGACAACUGUUGUAGCAGAUGAGAAAAGUAUACAUUUGUUGUUUUACAGAUGGCAGUCGCGGUGGCAUGGUAGAAGUUAGGGAUUUCAAGAAGAGAGCCAAAGAAGGUGAGUCCUAGGCUUUUCCCCCCUCAGAAACAUUUGGACUAUAUUGAUACAGUACACAGUGUACAAACAAGAAAUGUUGGUGCUUAUUUGCAUGUUAGACUCAACAAUCUCACAUGCCUUACAAAAUAUCAGUUCCUCACCACAAAAUCUUGCUGUAAAAAUACACACUGUUCUAACUCACACAAACACUCAACCUUGUUUGUGCCCAAACAUCUUGGCACAACUGUAACCUAACCUGGAACAUUGGCACUUUCGUCUGCCAUUUCUAAUAUAACCAAGGACCAUCAGAUGAAAUGUCUGAUUCAUAACUGUUCUCAGAGCAUACACAAACACGUUGAUAUUUUACAUACACAUUGACAUUUAGCUACUUAACACAUUUACAAAUCAUUUACAGUAAUCUGAUGUGAUGUGGAAAGUGCUCUGUCACAUUAGACUAACAUAUAGCCUUGGUAAAUCCGUUAGACCGCGUGGCACAAUAAAUGCCUGUGUUAGAUUUACAGCUAAAAGGAACGAGUUGGUGUGUUAUGUAAAGUCUGUUUGCAUUGCGAAAACAGUCACAUGGUCUCGAUGAACACGUCUGGCAUUUGGCAGGUUGGCAGGCAGUUGACCUGGGCAGCUGUGAGCUCUGUCUCUCGUACCUGACAGCCACACAACACCCAACCUGACCCGGGGGCUGAGCCUGAGAGAGACACACAGUGUACAGCAAGUCUGUUGGCUCUGCCACCCACCCCCAGAAUCACCAACAUGUGCAGACCCUCAGCACUUGACUCUUCUCACACCCCAUUUCUCAGUCAGCUAAACAAACAAAAUAAACCAAACAGGGUGACCAGCUUUCUAUUAUGUGGUGCCCAGGUUAGAGGUUGACUGCUGCUUGACCCCACAUUGAACAUGAUACAAGAUGUCUCAAAAUAUGCCCAUGGGUGCUCUCUGUCCUCUGUGAUUUGUUCUUAAUGUAGUGUCUACCUGAUUUGUUUUCAGUGUGCAACAAAAUGACCAAGUACCGUCCCAUCAGUCCCUUCCUCUGCAUGGAUAUGACAUAUAUCACCUGCCUGUUGAAGGAGGGCUUUGGCUUCAAGGACAAUACAAUGCUGCAGGUGAGACAGGAACUGGUCACUGGGCACAAAGGUAGGGGACAGGCAUCAAGACGUUAAUAAGUCAAAACUUAACAAACAUUAUGUUUUUUGUUCUGCUCCACAGCUCGCCAAGAAGGUGAACAACGUUGAGACAAGUUGGGCCUUGGGAGCCACAUUCGAUCACUUUAACAACCUCAACAUCCACUAAGGGCAGCUAGCCUACCUGCCUGCAGGCACAGCCUGUUACUGGGGGCAUCCCCUCUGCCACCGCCCCCUGACUAGCCCCUCCCUCCUGCACAGCCACGCUCCUCCAGCCUACCCCUCCCCUCCCUUCCUUCCUUCUCAGCACCAUUACAUUUUAGUCAUUUAGCA